Messenger RNA from Octodon degus (degu), 2082 nucleotides. RefSeq names its product SPT3 homolog, SAGA and STAGA complex component (gene Supt3h). Gene Ontology annotation, biological process: transcription by RNA polymerase II. The coding region runs from base 157 to 1281 and encodes 374 amino acids. NCBI's taxonomy places the organism in Eukaryota, Metazoa, Chordata, Mammalia, Rodentia, Octodontidae. The transcript has 12 exons. Gene Ontology annotation, molecular function: transcription coactivator activity; protein heterodimerization activity. The record is from RefSeq and is a predicted model, not a curated record.
CGAGCCGCGUCGCCCAGUCAGCUCUGCCUUACUCCGGCUCGGCCCCGCCCGCCCCUUCCAAUCGCGUCCCCGGCUGCGGCUGCGGCAGCCGCGCCUUCUCCGCCCCUUCCUCGACCACGCGGGACGCGCGCCGCGCUACAGUGUCCUUAGGCAGAGAUGAAUAAUACUGCUGCAAGCCCAGCGUCUGCUGCCACUUCAGGUAGUGGAAGAAGUACAGGGAAGGCUGUCAGCUUUGUGGCAGAGCUGCAGAGUAUGCUGUAUUCUUUAGGUGAUGCUAGGAGGCCUCUUCAUGAAACAGCAGUUUUGGUAGAAGAUGUAGUACAUACUCAAUUAAUUAAUCUGUUACAGCAAGCUGCUGAGGUUUCUCAGCUGAGGGGAGCAAGGGUAAUCUCUGCUGAAGAUCUUCUGUUUCUGAUGCGAAAAGAUAAGAAAAAGCUUAGAAGACUACUGAAAUAUAUGUUCAUGCGAGACUACAAAUCAAAGAUUAUCAAAGGCAUAGAUGAGGAUGAACUUCUAGAAGACAAGUUGAGUGGUGGUGGUACAAAUAAAAGACAAAAAAUUGAUCAGGACUUUCUCAGCUCUAUUGACCAAACAGGAGAACUUUUAGCAAUGCUUGAAGAUGACGAGAUUGAUGAAGUUAAACAAGAAAGAAUGGAGAGAGCAGAAAGACAGACCCGAAUAAUGGAUUCAGCUCAAUAUGCAGAAUUCUGUGAAAGUCGACAAUUAAGUUUCUCCAAAAAAGCUUCCAAAUUUCGAGACUGGUUGGACUACAGCAGCAUGGAGAUAAAACCUAACAUUGUUGCUAUGGAAAUUUUAGCAUAUUUAGCAUAUGAAACAGUGGCACAGUUAGUGGAUCUGGCUCUUCUUGUGAGGCAGGACAUGGUGACCAAGGCAGGUGACCCUUUCAGCCAUGCCAUUUCUGCAACCUUUAUCCAGUAUCACAGUUCUCCUGAGCAGGGAUCUUGCAUGAAGUCCUCCUGCCCAGACUCCCCUGAGAACACACCACCCCCAACACCCACAGCUCCCCCAUCCGGAUCACAGCACCCAGGGAAGACUACACCAGUGACCCUCGGGAAUGGGAGUGCUGGGCCAGACACUGCUAAAACCAAGCAAAGGAAAAGAAAAAAGAGCACCGCGGCCUGUGGUGCGGAGGCUCACAGUGAUGCCAUCCAGCCCUGCCACAUCAGAGAGGCCAUCCGACGCCAUGGCCACAAGAUUGGCCCCCUUUCUCCAUUCACAAGUGCCUACCGCAGGAAUGGGAUGGCUUUUCUAGCCUGCUGACGCAACUGUGCCUGCAACAAGAAAGGCAGUGUUACACUGCAGUGACUUCUUUUCCCUGCCUGUGCAAGACUAAAGUUCACCUUCACAGCCUCGCCAGUGCACUGGUUUGAUGUGACGACUGCUCUUUUCCAGCCCCUCAGCACCGUAGUCUCCUUUACUAGAUGGACUAUUUAGCUGAUUAAUGGCAGGAUGUUUGGGAGUGUGUGUAGGUGGACAAGCAUGCAGAUCUUAACUUGGCACGGAUUUGCUUCCCUGGCUUCCCUGGCUUACGUAUCUUAAUCACCCCCUCGGCAUUUUUAGUCUUGUGUUUUUUAUUUGAUACAUUUUAUACUCCAGGUUGGAGACAAAGGAGACAAGAUUAAAAGAACAGUCUUCUCCCACUGUACUAUCCACCAGCUUUACUUCCCAACACUUGUUGACUAGGUGUCCCUAAAAUAAAUGUAGUCAUGUUCACGUUAUAAUCAAAGGUCUAACUAACGUCAGAAGCCGCCAGGCCCCACCCCACUUCCCCGCCACCCACUUGCCUUUUCCCCCACUUCCUGUCCAUCAGGUGUUUCUGAAGUAAGACUCCUCCCUUCCAGCUCACAAUAGUGGCAGUCACAAUAAUAGAAAGCGGGGAGAGGGACCGGCCCCCUCCCUUCAGCAGCCCCUCCAGGAAGCACUGAGUGGGAGCAGUUGCCCCCUUCCCCACCCCAUCUCAGCUCUCCCAAGCAAAUGAGGUUUUCAGCUCCCAAGAACAACCCAAAAUGCAGCAGACGCAGUUCCACAGUUCCUAAUUAAACAUGAAUUGCAAAGAAGGAA